This is a messenger RNA of Phaedon cochleariae (mustard beetle), 6590 nucleotides long. The record is from the annotation of a GenBank genome assembly. NCBI's taxonomy places the organism in Eukaryota, Metazoa, Arthropoda, Insecta, Coleoptera, Chrysomelidae.
AGAGCAUGCAGUUUCUGUUUUUCACGUGUGUACUACAAGUGAGUUUCAUUCGUGUGUGGUAUCUAUCUUACGUCUAAAUUGAAACGAAACAAUGGUGUAUACAGUGGCAGAGAGGGUUGAGUUGAUUGAACUGUAUUAUGUAAACAAUAGAUGUGCGAACAGGGCUGCUGAACGAUGGUUCAAUCAACAAUAUGGUCGGACAUGCAAACCAUGGACAAAUUGCACCUGAAUUCGGACCCGUCGGCAGUCCCGAGUGCGCCGACCAAGCAGCGUCCCCCGCCUGCCGACGUGUGCUUCGUGUGCGGCAACCGCAACCAACCCCAAACCUACUACAUCAAUUCCAGACCUGUCCCCAACAAGCCCAAGGAACCCUACUUCCCCUUCCUGGAAUCGCACGCCCCACCCGCCACGCACCGCCCCGCCGCCCCCCACUCCGUCCCCGCCUGCUACCUCUGCUACGCCGUCCUCCUGCAGCAAUGGGAGUCGUACGAGCUGUCAGGCCGCGCCCACUCGGAGCGCCUCUAUUGGCUGAGGCGCGUCGACGGCCUGCCCUACGCCGGCGCGGACAUGGCGGCGCAGGGCGAGUACGCCGCCCAGGUGUUGGGACUGGGCGGGGAGGGGGCGGGGUCGGCGGAUAGGGGCGGGGCGGGGCAGAGGACGGGGGGUGGGGCAGGCGGGAGGGAGGAGCGGAAGGCGUGCAGCAGGCAGGCGCAGGUACCUAGGGUGCGUGACGAGCUGAACUCUGUGUCCCCCGAGGCUGCCCUGGAUUUGACGCAUCCCCAACAGCAGCAGCAACCUCAGUCCCAAUCGCAAUCUGUCCACCGUUCUCCGAUCUCGACACCCGUCAUUCUACACAGCCAAAAUUCGAAUUCCUCAACUGGAACGGACAUUCUGGAUCUCAGCAUGCCCGAUAAAAAUUCCACUACCGAAGUUUGUUACGUUUGCGGAGAUGAAUUCAAAAAAGGAAGUUUGGAUUUUGUGGCAUCAAAGCAGUUACCGGAUAACGGUCAGAAACCGUUUUUUCCUAGUCUCAUUGAACAUCCUAGACCGAGCAGGAGUCGACCGAUCGAUUCUGCAGGAAGAGUUCAGGCUUGUGUGGAUUGUCAACAGCAUUUGUUGAAGCAGUGGCAAACUUUUCAGGCGCAAGGUGUACCUCACGGAGAACGCAACUACACCCUGAGGAAAAGGCAGAGCAGCACCCUGGACACCACCACCUUCAUUUGCUACACUUGUGCCCUAGAAUACCCCUCCAGCAGCAUACGCUUGCUCUAUUGCUGCCAAAAUUCCGAGAAGGAACCUUAUUUUCCCUUCAUACAAACGCUGAAGCCUCCGCCCGGGGCUAGUCCAAUAAGCCCUCAAGGCAUGGUUCAGGUGUGUUCGAUCUGCUACAAAUCCAUCCCGCAAAAGCACCAGGUGUUCGGCGGCGAUCCCACCAACAUGGCCGACCACCACGUCUCCGUCAACGACGUUUUCUACCGCCAUGAGGGCCACGCGGUCGCCCGACCCGGCGCCGGCCGAUCGCCGGCCGACAGCGCCGGCUCGGACAUCCGGUACAAGCCGUACGACGUCAACUGCUCGGGCUCGAUGGGCAACAAGAAGAAGAUGGCCGUGAUGGAGAGCAGGCACAACGCUAAGGCCCAGGCUCGCCCCAGCUCUCCGACCGCCCACGAUUUAGGCUCCGCCCACCCGUCGGCGCAGACCUACCGAUGCUACAUCUGCGCAGGGAUGUACGCCCGGCCGCAGAUGGAGUGGGUGAGCACAUCGUCGGAGGGGGUGAAUUCGCACGCGAUGCACUUCCCCUGUCUGUCGAAGGUGGCCAGGGCGUCGGAGAACAGCUGCAUGGACUCGCACGGUAGGGUGUUGAGCUGCACGCGGUGCGUGAGCCAUCUGGCGGCGCAGUGGGAGGCGUUGGAGAACGACAGGGUGCCGUUGGAGAGGCGAAGGUACGACAUACCGACGCCAGACAUGACUAUGAACGGCGACCAAGGCAUUCUCACGCCUCCCAGCACCAAUAGCGAGAGGACUGUGUGCAGCAACAGCAAUCCUGGGGCAGGAGGCAGCAGCAUUUAUUGUUUCCUUUGCGGGCUGCAUUCCGAACUGACUCUGGCGCGGGUGAUCUACAGCAAACCGCAAGGUCGCAACGCGCCUUAUUUCCCCGCCCUCCUCUCCCACAAGAGCCCCCCUAACGCGGAGCAGCUGCGCGAGGACGGCUCUGCGCUGGUCUGCACGUUCUGCUACCACAGCCUGGUGAGCCAGUGGCGCAGGUACGAGGCGCAGAGCGGCAACGCGCCCCCCGCCGACCGUCGGGAGUACAACACGCACGACUAUUGCUGCUACGUGUGCGGGAUCACCACGUACAGAAAAAGGGUCAGGGCUUUGUUGAUUAAGGACUUUCCCUUCUUGAGGUUCCACCCUCAAACGGGCAACUCGCUGCUGCUGGAGAACGGCGACUACGCGGUGGUGUGCCUGGACUGCUACGAGACGCUGCGCACGCAGAGCCUGGAGUACGAGCGGUGGGGCCUGCCUUUGGACAAGCGGCAGUACAACUGGAUCACGCAGCCGCCGCCGCCGGAGGACAGCCCGGAGGCGGCGGUGGCGCGGUUGCCGAGCGGCCAGCGGAGCGACAAAGCGGUACCACCUACUUUCAUAGCUAAACCAAAUAAGAGAAAUAACUCUCCAAAAAUCAUUGAGAAGAAAGUUUCUGUGAAGACUGAACCCAGACCUGGCAUCCCGAACAGCCCCAAACUGUGCACGUCGAGCAACAACAGCAGUGGCACCACCACGACGAAACCGCGAAAUUCGGCGGGAGGCCACGCCGUGUCUGCGGCCCCCGGGGCGGCGACGAACCACUCCUUCGCCGCCGCCCUGCGCAAUUUGGCGCAGCAGACCGGCCCCGGCGCGGCGGAGCAUCCGCAGGGAGGCGGCGAGACCGCCAGGAGGGAGCCUGCUGCUAUGUCUGUGGCAGAAAAACCGAAAGUCAACAACUCCGAGAUGCCUUCGUACAUGGGCGUGGGGCCUACCAAUAUGCGCUCGUACGAACCCAGGUUGCCUACUAAUCACGUGGAUAGGUAUCCGGCGAGCUCAUUGGCCGAACUGAACAGGACUGGUUUUCAACCCUAUCGACCCGAUGAUAGAAUACCGCACCCGUCGUUGGGUAGCUUGGAUCUGCCGAACUACGCCGCCUAUCCGGGUUAUCCGAUGCCUUUGAUGGAGGAGCAAAUCUACUACGAACGCAUGGGCAUCCUGAGGCCAUCUUGGACACCGAUCGGGAACCCCUAUUUGCCCUACAUGCUGCCCGGGGCUGCUAUGCCGCUCUACAUGCACGAAAGGCUGAAACUGGAAGAAGAGCACCGUCGGCUAGCCGCAGCGGCCGCCUCUCGCAAGGACGACUACGUCGAGCGCGAGAUGAUGGAGCGCGACCUGCAGCUGGCCAGAGAGCGCGACAAGGAGCGACAGGCGCGCGAGCGAGAGCGAGAGAAGAUGUCGCGCCGGUCGCCGCUGCACCACCGGCUGUCGCCGCAUCACGCGCAUGCGCACGCACAUCCCUACGCGAGCCCGAUGCUGCCGCCUAAUCAGAUGCGGCAGUCGCCGUUGGGGUCGGCGUUCGUCGCGCCUUCGAACAGCUAUCCCAUACCUAGGUCGAGCCCCUCCUUGCAAAGGCACUCGCCCAGCAUCCCCAUCAACUCCAGCUACACGCUCAACCUCAGUCAACGCCACAGCCCCAUCAUCCAGCCGUCCGGCCCGCUCAUCAGCCUCGCCCCGCCCACGCCAAACCACACGCCCCGCUCGUCUCCCCACCCCAAUACGACGCCGCGCUCCUCCCCCAAGCCGCCGCCCAAAGCGCGAAGUCCCGCCCACGCGGCACUUGGUCCCGCCCACUCGACGCUUGGUCCCUCCCACUCGACGCUUGGCCCUGCCCACUCGGCGACGGGCGCCGUCCACCCGAAUAACGCGAUGGGAGCGGGUGGCGCGGUGGAGAUGAAUAGUGGUGGGGGUAAGGAGGGGGUGGGCGUGGUUGGGAAGGCGGUUGGUGAGGAGAAUCGGGAAGUAGGCGAGGCCUGACCAUCUGCUGGGUGUGAAGAUGCUUCGUGUUUCGCCAGGAAAUCACUCAAGAUCCCGACUGAAAAAAAUUCAACUAUUCCGACAGACGCCCGAAUAAACCAACCGCCCGUUUCGGAAACUAAACACACUAAAACCCACCCUGACCCUAUCACCCCUAAUCCCACAAACCUCCCCGCCACCAUCGAUCCAGAAGACGCCAAAAAGUUCACUACUUUCAAUAUCGCCUCCAUAAUGGACACCAAAAACGAACUACCGGCCAGUACAAGUGAAGUAUCGGCCGGAAAAAAUGAACGACCGGUCGGAAUGAGUGAACUACUGGCUGGUAAAAGUAAACUACCAGCCGGUAUAGAUGACAUACCGGACAGUACAAGUGAAGUAUCGGCCGGUAAAAAUGAACUUCCGGUCGGUAUGAGUGAAGCACCGGCUGAUGAAAGUGAACUACUGGCUGGUACAAAUGAACUACCGGCUAGGACAAUCGAAGUAUCGGCCAGUAAGAACGAACGACCGGUCGGUGUGAGUGAACUACCAGCUGGUAAAAGUGAACUACCAACCGGUACGAAUGACCGACCGGUCAAGAAGCGUCGCAGGAUGUUGUGGGCGAGGAACACGAAAAACCACUUACCGGACGAUGUACUUAACCUCGAAGGCCUCGCGCCUUGUGAUAAAAGCCCGCCGUCGUCCACUAGUCCCCAAUUACCAGAACAAUCCGCAGAGGAAGAAUUCAAAUCUAGUCAAAAUGAGUUAGUCCACCUAGCAGAGACGAGAAGACUGAACGAGAUGAAGAGAUUCAGGAUAUCGCGAACGAGAAGAAAAGAUACUCCUCCAAUUCUCCAAUUCACGGUGCUGAAUAUUCCUGUGCCUGUCAAUGGGGCGCCUGCGAAGCGAAUGAAGUUGAGCAAGAUCGAUUCGGCCGUUUUGAGGAGACGUUCCAGGAUGGGGAGGUUCGGCUCUCAGGAGGGCAGUUGCAGCGGUUCCGUGGAUAGUGAUGAGGAGGAGGUGGAUUUGUGCAUCAGGUCGGGGCCCCCUUGCCGGCUGGAUUUGGCUGGGGGGAAGGGGGAGUUUUUGGAGCGGGUCGAUUUGGUCACGCACACUUCGAAAAAUUGUAUUGAAUUACAAAAACUAAUGAGAAGAAAGUGGCUCGUACCCGACAUCGUAGAAGAAACAGAACCCCAACGAAUUCAACCCCUCGACCUACCAGUGCCUUCAAAAUCAUCAUCGGGCACAAACUUGAUGCUAAAUCACAAACACAAACGCAACUUCCUGCAAUUCCUCGGCCUGACGACCGUUCCCACCAAAAAUAAACAGGAAAUGGAACAGGCUUGGAAAGCAGUCGUCGCAGAGCGUCUGAGAAGACACUGCGAAACCCCUCUCACCAAAUACUACCAGAAAUCAUGUGCAGCCGAACCGAAUCAAAAAACGAACGUGUCUUCAAUGCUGCCGAUCGUGCACCAGUACAAGAGAAGCAUUUCCAAUAAUAGCGAACCUGACAAAGCCUUACCCGCGAAAACAGAAGAUUCUUCCCGAAAACACGACUUUUUGUCCUUGCUCCUCAACCCCCACUAUCAGAAAAUCUUCCCCCAGGCUGCGAUGGAAAGCAUCCUACGUUUUCCCACCCCCUUUAUCAAAACCGAAGAAACGUCACCGGAAAUUAAAUUGGAAGAGGUCAAACCGAAGAUGUCGAAUUGUCUGCCUUUGAGGAGGAUCUUGGCGAACGAUCGGAAUCAGAGCGUUGGGAAUGGUGACAGAGGAUCGUCCGAUCCGGAGAAUUCCAAAGAGAAUUUGCGGGUCGUUAGAGAGCACAAGUUCAAAUGGCCGGGGCUGUUGGAGAUCAGGGAGGCCUACGUCAGGUAUUCAAAAGAGAAGAGUCUGGAGAUCUCAGAGCUGCGCAAGCAACGCUUCAUUCUGGCCGACGACAAUUUGAAGAUGCAAAACCUGGUGAAGUUCCUAGAGAGGAAGCAACGGACUAUGCACUCGUUCCUCUUCAAGACCGAUCGCGAGAACAAGAAUCUGCAGAUGACCAUUGACCAAUUAACGAAUGUCAUCAAUUCUUUUCGGUAACAGAAGUUGAAGCGGAGGAAUCGAUGUUUUUUCUUGUUUUUUUCCAAAGUUUUUAACUCUUUCAUCGUUGGUUGUUGAGAAAGGUUAUUAUACCUCGGCUAGGACCAAUAAUCGGAUUUCUUCAUUGGAAUGCUUGGAUUUUUUCUAUGUCUUAGUAAUAAUUGGAAAGGGCUGAUUGGAUUUGUUAUGUAAAAUAGCUGUGAUGAAAUACGAUGGUGGAUUUUAUACUUUUUAUUUGUUAUAGUAUUAUGUAUUUAAUGCUUCCAUAACUGAAUGAAUAUCGUUUCAUUUGAUUCGUGUAUAUGGACUAAAAUCGAAUUUAAAUUUUGAACUGUUAAUUUUUAUUUUACGGGUGUUUUAGUUUAGCAAGUGAAAGUGGUGUUCACUUAUUCUGUGAUAAUGAAAUUUUAGUAACUUUAAUGUAAACACUGUUUCUAGCAUGACAAACUGAAUAAAAUUCUAUAAUAACA